This is a messenger RNA of Ipomoea nil (Japanese morning glory), 3666 nucleotides long. Its product is annotated as ubiquitin carboxyl-terminal hydrolase 2-like. Gene Ontology annotation, biological process: protein deubiquitination. Lineage: Eukaryota; Viridiplantae; Streptophyta; Magnoliopsida; Solanales; Convolvulaceae. Bases 381 to 3422 code for a protein of 1013 amino acids. The transcript has 3 exons. Gene Ontology annotation, cellular component: cytosol; nucleus. The record is from RefSeq and is a predicted model, not a curated record. Gene Ontology annotation, molecular function: cysteine-type endopeptidase activity; zinc ion binding; cysteine-type deubiquitinase activity.
ACAGCAGAUUCCAAAAAAAUUUACAGUAAAUACAGUGGGAUUUUUACCCCAGUAGAUUAUAGAUUCAUAGGGAUACACAAUUCUCCCUCCCAAAUUUUCACUUUUCACCAUUGUUUUCUUCUCCCUAUUUUUUCACCAUUGCCGCUAAUCACCCUGCAAGUUAUAGUGGCAGCACCAUAGAUUCACAGGGUUGUGCGGCAAGAACACCAAAAACCCUCCACUUCAAUCUUCAUCCACCCCCACACCUUUUCUCUCAAAUUCUCCGUCGCCAUCUAAUCUUUCAUAAACUCCCCUCUUUUACUCUCCAUUUGCACCGCGGAUUCUUAGCAGAUUCGUGAAGCAAUUUCAAAGUUUUUUCCUUUUUCCUUUUUUCUGGGUAAAUGGGGAAAAAGGUUAAGAAGAAGGCUAGAAGUGGUCACAAGGAGAAACGGGUUGCUGCUGGAUCUCCUACCGCUACUCCUCAACAGAGUACACAAAAUACUGAAGCUCCAGAAGAUGUAAAUGUAGUUGCUAAAGAGAGAAAAGCAUGCCCCCAUAUUGAUAAAGCUGUUAAUCUUGAGAAAGUUUCUGCAAAACUUGGUUCGUCAGAAUCUAUUACGUGUGAAGAAUGCAUGGGUGGUGCUGGUGAUAAGCGGCCUGGUAAGGGGAAGAAUAAACAUGGGAAAAAGAAGGCAGGCGUGGAUAAAGCUAUAUGGGUUUGUUUAGAUUGUGGUCAUUUUUCAUGUGGAGGUGUUGGUUUGCCUACUACACCUCAAAGUCAUGCUGUUCGGCAUGCAAAGAAACUUCAUCAUGCACUGGCUGUCCAGUUUGAAAAUCCCCAGCUUCGUUGGUGUUUUUCUUGCAGUGCACUUAUUCCAGGCGAUAAAGUAGAUGACGGUGGUGAACAUAAAAAGGUAAUACAAGACAUAGUGAAACUAAUUAAAGGAACGCAACCUGAGGGUACUAAUUUAGAUGCUGAGGAUGCGGUGUCUGGGAGUGGGAGUGGGAGUGUCACAAGUGGUGUCAUAUCGAAACAUUCUGCAUCCGAUGGCUUGAAUGGGAAAGGCGGUUAUUCUGUCAGAGGAUUUAUUAAUUUAGGGAAUACUUGUUUUUUUAAUUCAGUGAUGCAGAACCUUAUUGCCAUUAAUAAGUUGCGGGACUACUUUCUUAGGUUGGAUGGUUCGAUUGGUCCUCUCACUGCUUCUAUGAAGAAGCUCUUCACCGAGACAAACCCUGAAGCUGGCUUGAGGGGUGUUGUAAAUCCAAAAUCUCUUUUUGGUUCAAUAUGUUCGAAGGCCCCUCAAUUUCGAGGAUACCAACAACAAGAUAGCCAUGAGUUGCUUCGAUGUUUGCUUGAUGGCUUAAGUACUGAAGAACUUACUGCAAGUAGAAAAAUUCAUGCUUCCAAGGAAGGUGACAAGUCCCCAAGUGCAGAUCCUACUUUUGUUGAUGCCAUCUUCGGGGGGCAACUUUCUAGCACAGUUAGUUGUCUAGAGUGUGGACACUCCUCGGUAGUCUAUGAACCAUUCUUGGAUGUCUCUUUGCCAGUUCCAACUAAGAAACCUCCAUCUAAGAAAUCUCAAACGGUAAGUCGAGCAAAAAAACCAAAACCUCCCCCAAAGAGAAGUGGAAGGAUCAGUGCAAAAGCUAGCAAAUCUAUAAUGUCUCCACCUGCUCAGAGUGUUCCAGACAAUGGCAGGACAUCUUGUGGUUCAUCACAUUUGAGUACACCUGUUCCAGAACCUGCAGUGGUUCCUCUCGGAGAUGCACCAAUGGAUUCCCUUGAUGCAAGUACUGUGGCCGAUAACAUGGGUUUAAUUUCACAUGUACCCUCUGCCACUCAGGAAUCUGAAAAUAAUAGAAUAGAUGGAGCAGAAACGUUAACCUCCACAGAUAGUUUUACAUGGUUAGAUUAUCUUGAGCCAGAUUAUGAAGAUUUAACUUUACAAAGUGACAAUAUUUCAACAAGUAAGUGCUGUGGGAAUGAAAAUUCUGUUCAGCAGGAUGUAUCCUUGCAGAAGAAUUUGGAACCUAAUUUAGAGACAUCUUCUUCAGACAAUUUGGCAAGCUUGAGUAAUCAGGGACAAGAUAAAGUGUUGCAUAACCAUGAUAUUGCUUCUAAAUUUAAUGAAAUAGCACUAUUUGGAGAUUCUGGAGCCGGGGAUGCAACUCAAACUCACAAUAACACAGAAUCCUGUAAUCAAAUUUCCUUUGCAGAGUCAAACAUGGGAAUCAAUUCUUCUACACCAUGUUUGGAAGAUGAAGCACCAUUACAGGUACAGGAUUCAGAAAUAUUGUUGCUUCCAUACACAGAAGAAACCUCAAUUUCAUGUGAGGUUUCAUCUGUAGCUGGUUGCAAAGAAGAUGCAGUGGACUUUGAUGGCUUUGGAGGCUUAUUUGAUGAACCCGAGGAGACUGCAAGUUGUUCUGUAAAGCCCUUGCCAAAUAGUGGUGCCUCUGACACAAAAGAACUUGGAAAAGCUGGUUUUGUUGCUGGGAACAGCAGCGACUCUGAUCCAGAUGAGGUUGAUAAUAGUGAUGCUCCGGUGUCUGUGGAGAGUUGUUUAGCUUAUUUUACAAAGCCUGAGCAGCUUACCAAAACUGAGCAUGCCUGGCAGUGUGAAAAUUGUUCAAAAAUUCUGCAAGAACAAAAGAUGAAAGAGAGGAAGGGGUUGCUGAAACAUAGACGUGAGAUUUUGGUGAAUGGGUACGGGGAUAUAAAUUCUAGUGAUACCCCUCCAGAGCUUGCAGUUGCCAAUAGAAAUAUGGAAGGAAAUGUAUUGGAUUCUAUUGAUCAUAGCUCGUUGUCUCAAAAUGGAGAAAGUAAUGGCCAUGUCAACAUUGUACACAAAGUUAAUCAGAAAGCUGAGGCAGAUGCUGUAUCAUCGCAGUCAGAAGAUGCCUGUAGUGACAAAAACAAUGACACAUGUAGUGAGGAUCCUCGUGAUGGAUGCCACAAUACUAAAACUAUGGAGGGAACUGACCUGUCUUCUGGAAAAUCUAAAUCAGAUGAAAUCGAGGACGAGGAGAUGGACUCUGAAAUUGUCAAAGUGAAAAGAGAUGCAACUAAGAGGAUCCUCAUCAAUAAGGCCCCUCCAAUCUUGACUAUACAUUUGAAGAGAUUCAGCCAAGAUGCUCGAGGCCGGUUAAGUAAAUUGAGUGGCCAUGUUGAUUUCAAGUAUACGAUUGAUCUUAAACCAUAUAUAGAUCCCAGCCGCUUAGAGAAAGAGGCGUACAAAUACCGAUUGCUUGGAGUGGUGGAACAUUCGGGGACGAUGAGGGGAGGACAUUACGUUGCGUACCUAAGAGGCAAGAAGAACACAUCGCAAACUGAGAAUGGAGACUUUGUGUGGUAUUACGCCAGUGAUGCUUAUGUGCGCGAGGUUUCUUUGGAAGAAGUUCUACGCUCCGAGGCAUACAUUUUGUUUUAUGAAGAAGUUUGAAAUGAAUAUCAUCAUAUAUACCCAACUUGAUAUUAUUUGAUUAUUUUAAAGUUUCAAAAUUCAAAGGUUAAAGUGUUCCAUAUGAGAGAGGGGGGUAGAGACUAGAGAGGGAGAGAGAAAAGUGUAUUACUGCAUUCACAUUGUAUUUCUUGCCCAGUUUUGUUUUAUAAAUUUUGUUUGAUCAAUGAGCCUCUAAAGAUGUAUUUCUUUAGAAAGGAAAAGAAAUUGUUCUACACUCAUACCA